GUGACUGACGGAGGGUUACGUUUUCCAAGAACUGCUCGCCAGGGAGCCCGUCUGCAGCCACCAUGUCGGGCAGGAACAACAACAAGCUGCCCAGCAACCUGCCGCAGUUACAGAACCUGAUCAAGCGCGACCCGCCGGCCUACGUCGAGGAGUUCCUCCAGCAGUAUAAUCACUAUAAAUCCAAUAUGGAGAUUUUCAAGUUACAGCCAAAUAAACCCAGCAAAGAUCUGGCAGAGCUGGUGAUGUUCAUGGCACAGAUAGGCCACUGCUACCCGGAGCAUCUCAGUAACUUCCCGCAGGAGCUGAAGGAGCUGCUCUCCUACAAUCACACUGUCUUGGACCCGGAUCUCCGAAUGACAUUUUGCAAAGCAUUGAUCUUGCUGAGAAAUAAAAAUCUCAUCAAUCCAUCAAGUUUGCUAGAGCUCUUCUUCGAGCUUCUGCGAUGCCAUGACAAGCUCCUGCGGAAGACUCUGUACACACAUAUUGUGACUGACAUCAAGAACAUAAACGCCAAACACAAGAACAAUAAAGUGAAUGUGGUGCUGCAGAAUUUCAUGUACACAAUGCUGAGAGACAGCAACGCCACCGCAGCCAAGAUGUCUUUGGAUGUGAUGAUCGAACUCUACAGAAGGAACAUCUGGAAUGAUGCUAAAACUGUCAAUGUUAUCACAACCGCCUGUUUCUCCAAGAUCACCAAGAUACUAGUUGCUGCUUUGACAUUCUUUCUCGGCAAAGAUGAGGAAGAGAAACAGGACAGUGACUCAGAAUCCGAGGAUGAAGGACCUACAGCGAGGGACCUGCUGGUGCAGUACGCCACAGGGAAGAAGGGCUCCAAAAACAAGAAGAAGUUGGAAAAGGCGAUGAAAGUGCUAAGGAAACAAAAGAAGAAGAAGAAACCAGAAGUGUUUAACUUUUCAGCUAUUCAUUUGAUUCAUGAUCCCCAAGACUUUGCAGAAAAGCUUCUGAAGCAGCUAGAGAGCUGUAAGGAGAGAUUUGAAGUGAAAAUGAUGCUCAUGAACCUCAUCUCCAGAUUGGUGGGGAUUCACGAGCUUUUCCUCUUCAACUUCUACCCUUUUAUGCAAAGGUUUCUGCAGCCCCACCAGAGAGAAGUCACGAAGAUCCUUCUGUUCGCUGCACAAGCCUCUCAUCACCUGGUGCCACCAGAGAUUAUUCAAUCAUUGCUCAUGACGGUGGCCAACAAUUUCGUUACUGACAAGAACUCUGGGGAAGUCAUGACCGUAGGGAUCAAUGCUAUAAAAGAGAUAACAGCUCGGUGUCCUUUGGCCAUGACUGAAGAACUUCUCCAGGACCUGGCUCAGUAUAAGACACACAAAGAUAAGAACGUAAUGAUGUCUGCCAGAACUCUGAUUCAUCUCUUCCGGACCCUGAACCCUCAGAUGCUUCAGAAGAAGUUCCGGGGUAAACCUACUGAAGCCUCCAUUGAAGCAAGAAUACAAGAAUAUGGAGAGUUAGAUGCUAAAGAUUACAUUCCAGGAGCAGAGGUUCUAGAGAUUGAGAAAGAAGAGGAUACAGAAAAUGACGAAGAUGGAUGGGAAAGCGCCAGUCUCAGCGGGGAGGAGGAAGAUGGAGAAUGGGUUGAUGUGCACCACUCUUCCGAUGAAGAGCAGCAAGAAAUUGCCAAGAAGCUGGACAGCAUGCCCAUGGAGGAACGGAAAGCCAAAGCUGCAGCCAUCAGCACGAGUCGGGUUUUAACUCAGGAUGACUUCCAGAAAAUCCGCAUGGCCCAGAUGAAGAAAGAAAUGGAUGCUGCCCCCGGGAAAGCCCAGAAAAGGAAAUACGUUGAAAUCGACAGUGAUGAGGAGUCCAGGGGUGAAUUGCUCUCUCUGCGCGACAUUGAACGCCUUCAUAAAAAGCCCAAGUCUGACAAGGAGACAAGACUGGCAACUGCAAUGGCAGGAAGGACAGACCGAAAGGAAUUUGUGAGGAAGAAAACCAAAAUAAAUCCAUUUUCCAGUUCUACAAAUAAAGAGAAGAAAAAACAGAAGAACUUUAUGAUGAUGCGAUAUAGCCAGAACGUCCGGUCAAAAACCAAGCGCUCCUUCCGGGAAAAGCAGCUGGCACUACGAGAUGCACUUUUGAAGAAGAGGAAAAGAAUGAAGUAACUGAGCAGCGAGUUAUCCACCCACCUCCUGCCAAACGCUGUGUGCAUCGACAUGCCGAAAAUUAGCAAACCUUUGCUUACAUUAAAAAGCCAAGAAACACUAUAUUUUGGAAACCACAGUAACAUUUGUAGCAAUUUGGUAUUUUUAAUUUGGAGAUGGGGCUGGUGAGAAUUUGAAAUGUAAAUAGUCGUGACGUUAAAAUCUCUUAUCUAACUCCCAAGUGCCUCCUGAUUGCUGCUGCAUACAUAGCUGAGUGAGCCAGACCACCCCUUGCUGAGGGCAGGUGUACAUACUGUGUUUAUAGUGAGCUGUAAAUAGUCCCUAUUCCUGGUCAUUCGGGCUCCUGACUAACUGCAGGGAUGGGAAUUGUACAUGCUCUUCAAACAGGACAGUGUUACAAGAGUAAGAAGGUCUUGCUUGUACAGGCUUGAACAGGCUCCUGCUGUACAGACUAGGUACACAAUUGAGUGAUACUUUUUUUGUUAUGUAAAGAAUUUUGGCUAAGAUCUCAUUUUUUAAAUCUCCUUAAGUCUAAAUAGUGAUUUUGAAAUGUCUAUCAGGGUGCGGUGGCACACACCCAUAAUCCCAGCAUUUCAGAAGCUAAGGCAGGAGGCUCAUUGGUUUAGAACCAGCUUGGGGAAUACUGGGUUAUCGGGGCAGCCUGUGCUGCAUAGUGAAACCCAAUCCAGAAACACAGACAGUCUUAGAACUUUCCAUUCCUGUUCUCUGCUGUCUGCUGCUGGGGAUUUGUUGUUGUUUGGCUGUGCUGGGGAUCAGCCCCAGGGCCUCGUGUUUCUCACUAAGUGGACUCUGCCUCUGAGCUUCAGGUCCAGCCCUGAGUGCCUGUCUACUCUUCACAUUGGUUUGAUCAGUCCCCUUCAUUCUCAGCUCAGCCCAUUGCUUGCCUUGUUCGAAACCAGCACUUAACA
Messenger RNA from Phodopus roborovskii (desert hamster), 3052 nucleotides. It is a transcript of the gene Sdad1, whose product is annotated as SDA1 domain containing 1. The coding region runs from base 63 to 2123 and encodes 686 amino acids. The record is from RefSeq and is a predicted model, not a curated record. Gene Ontology annotation, cellular component: nucleolus. Gene Ontology annotation, biological process: ribosomal large subunit export from nucleus; ribosomal large subunit biogenesis. NCBI's taxonomy places the organism in Eukaryota, Metazoa, Chordata, Mammalia, Rodentia, Cricetidae. The transcript is spliced from 21 exons.